AUGAAUUUUCCCAAGAACUUGUGCAUUGUGGUCUUCGCCGCGAUGCUAAUAAGUGGCAAUGGAGUUCUCGCCUUGCGCCUUAUUAUAGAUACCGACACAACACAGCCGAAGGUUCCUGAGUUUCACAAGCCAGAAAUGCUGCCUCUUAUUACUAUCCCAAACUUACCUAAACCUGAACUUCCUAAGGUGGAACUACCCCCUCUUCCUCACCUCCCAACUCUACCAAAACCUGAUAUACCCCCUUUGAUGAAACCUGAGUUUCCAGUCGUCCCUCAUGUGGCUAACCUUGAACUGCCUACUUUGCCGAAGCAAGAGAUUUCAAAACUGCCCAAAUUGUCACCUCUGCCACAUCUCCCAGAUCUGCCAAAGUCUACAGUGCCUACCAUCCCAAGCCUUCCCAAGGACAUAACCCUAAUCUCUUUCCGAGUAAUGUUACGUACAGUUAUUUUUGUGUACUCUUUGCGCACUUUACUGAUAUGA
Messenger RNA from Carya illinoinensis, 480 nucleotides. RefSeq names its product protein PELPK2-like. The record is from RefSeq and is a predicted model, not a curated record. Bases 1 to 480 code for a protein of 159 amino acids. Lineage: Eukaryota; Viridiplantae; Streptophyta; Magnoliopsida; Fagales; Juglandaceae. The transcript has a single exon.